AUGUCGUUUCAGCGCCGUAUGAAGUCAUCGAUCAAGUAUAUGCCUUAUCAAUUGGCGCUCAAGAUUAACACUAGUUUGACGAUAUUGGACUUGGGCAGCAACAGAAUUCGAAAGGAAGGAGCUCAGGCAUUGUCAGAGGCACUCAAGGUUAACACUAGUUUGACGACUUUGGAGUUGAGCAACAACAGAAUUCGAAAGGAAGGAGCUCUGGCAUUGUCAGAGGCACUCAAGGUUAACACUAGUUUGACGACAUUGCCCUUGUGGUGCAACUCAAUUGAGGAUGAAGUAGAUCUGGCAAUUUCAGAAGCACUCAAGGAAAACGCAGUUUUAACUCAAUAA
Molecule: messenger RNA, 339 nt
Organism: Lobosporangium transversale
Lineage: Eukaryota; Fungi; Mortierellomycota; Mortierellomycetes; Mortierellales; Mortierellaceae
Exons: 2
Coding region: 1-339 (112 amino acids)
Biological process (GO): nucleocytoplasmic transport; activation of GTPase activity
Cellular component (GO): perinuclear region of cytoplasm; nucleus; cytosol
Molecular function (GO): GTPase activator activity; small GTPase binding
Source: RefSeq, a predicted model, not a curated record